Lasiosphaeria miniovina is the source of this 840-nucleotide messenger RNA. Its product is annotated as putative ankyrin repeat protein. Gene Ontology annotation, biological process: positive regulation of transcription by RNA polymerase II. Bases 1 to 840 code for a protein of 279 amino acids. The transcript has 2 exons. Gene Ontology annotation, molecular function: protein binding; transcription cis-regulatory region binding. The record is from RefSeq and is a predicted model, not a curated record. Gene Ontology annotation, cellular component: nucleus. NCBI's taxonomy places the organism in Eukaryota, Fungi, Ascomycota, Sordariomycetes, Sordariales, Lasiosphaeriaceae.
AUGGCGGCCGUACAGCUUUUAGUCGAAAGAGGUGCCGAUGUCCAAGCGAUAGAUAGAAGCAACUCGACUCCGCUACACCAGACAGCAAGAUCGGGAAACAAGGAGGUAGUGGAAUUUUUGCUACAGAAUGGCGCCAAAAUUGGGUUGACAGACAUAUGGGGAAAUACGCCGUUACACGAUGCCGCCGGUUACGGAAAGGACGAAAUGGUGCAAAUUUUGCUCCAGAAUGGUGCCAAUAUCGAAUCAAGAAACGAACGCGGCAAGACACCACUACACCUUCCUUCUCAAAUAAGGGACGAAACGGUGCAAAUCUUGCUCCAGAAUGGUGCCGAUAUCGAAUCAAGAAACGAACGCGGCGAGACACCACUACACCUUCCUUCUCAAAUGUGGGGGAACCCACUGAAGACGGUGCAGAUUUUAGUCGAAAGAGGUGCCGAUGUCCAAGCGAUAGAUAGAAGCCACUCGACUCCGCUACACCAUGUAGCAAGAUCGGAAAGCAAAAAGGUAGUGGAAUUUUUGCUACAGAAUGGCGCCAAAAUUGGGGCGACAGACGCAUCGGGAAAUACGCCGUUACACGAUGCCGCCUAUUACGGAAAGGACAAAAUAGUGCAAAUUUUGCUCCAGAAUGGUGCCGAUAUCGAAUCAAGAAACGAACUCGGCGAGACACAACUACACUGUGCUAUUCAAACGUGGAGGAACCUACUAAAGGCGGUGCACAUUCUGGUUGAGAACCGUGCUAAUGUCAAAGCACGAGAUAAAAAGGGAUUGACACUCCUGGACAUUGCACGCAAGGAGAAAAAUAAUAAGAUCGUGAAGCUAUUGCCGAAUGCUGGCCGCUGA